AUGCAGCGCCACGAUCCGGUAUCUGGCCUUGAAGCUGAGGAACCGCCGCCCGGACUCCUCGGGAUCUUCAUCCUUGCUGGGCUUCUGGACCAGGAGCUCCCUCCCUCGGUCGAGGUACGCCAUCUCCAAGGUGGCGGCGCUCAGCGCUGGGAGUCAAAAGAUGGAUUGAUCGGGGUGGUUCUCCUUAACCCAGUAUGCGCGCUGCUGGGCUACUUGAGUUAUGCCGACGCCGCCCAAGCCAACAAGCGCUCUUUCGUCCGACGAAGUUUCGGUUCCUUCGGAAUGCAAGUUUAG
Messenger RNA from Thyridium curvatum, 294 nucleotides. RefSeq lists its product as uncharacterized. The record is from RefSeq and is a predicted model, not a curated record. The transcript has 2 exons. The coding region runs from base 1 to 294 and encodes 97 amino acids. NCBI's taxonomy places the organism in Eukaryota, Fungi, Ascomycota, Sordariomycetes, Thyridiales, Thyridiaceae.